UUAGAGCAGAGGCUGCGAGCCAGGCCUUCUCAUCCAACAUCAGUGCCUGACCUCACAAAUGUGUUUCUAGAGGAAUGGUCAAAAAUUCUCAUAAACACACUCCUUAAACUUGUGGAAAGCCUUCCCAGAAGAGUUGAAGAUGGUUAUAGCUGCAAAUGGUAGGCCAACUCCAUAUUACAUUCAUGUGCAUUGUGGAAAAUAUUUUUUGUCCGAAACUAUAAUGCUCUAUUUAAGACUACUCAAUUAAUACUUUGCUAAAAUCUGACUCCAAACUCCACAUUGACCCGACAGCUCAGUCAAGCAGGACUCUAACUAAAGAAGAUUCAUGCAGACUGGAUGAAUGCAGAUACAAGGUUUUAUUUGCAAUCAGCGCUGGUUACAAGAAUUGAGCUGCUCACGAACGAACAUCCCAACAACCUCUGAAAUAAUCAUCACAAAACAUAGCCUUUUAUUCUUUUCUCUUAUCUUUUCAUAAUAUUCAAACCAAACUCUGAGUUUUCUGAGGAUUUUACUGAGAAAAUCCCACUUAUCUUUUUUCUUCUGGACACCAUUAUCUCUUAUUUAUAACUCUUUCACAUUCCAUUAUAAUUGGAUUUUCGAGAUCAGUCAUAUAAAAAUAAUGGACAUCUUUGCUCUUAUCAGUGGCACUUUCUAGCUUUUUCCAUUUAGCAGUUCACUCUGACCUCUGAAGACAGCAUGGUUGAGUUUCGGGGCCUCUGCUCCGUCUUUAAUUGCUUGGGUUUAAUUUAUUGCUCUAUUUUUCUUUACAUUUGCACUAGCCUGCAGUUUUAAUUGCGUUCUCUCACGUACUCACAGCUCUAUCUCCUCUGACCUCUGACUGACGGCCCAACUUUCCCCCUCCUCGAGGUACCCAUACACCUAUAGUUGGCUUCAAUGACCCUGGACACUGCUCCAAGUUUCGUCUACCACUAAAAAGGCCUGCCAAAUCACUCUACACAGGCUGUGCAAUCUCAGUCCAGAGUUAACAAACAUACCCAAACCUCUUAUCCCACACGUUGUGUUAAACCCUUCAUUAGUAAACCUGUAAAUAGAGGUGAUCAAUAAAUUGAGGUAGUGCCUGACAACCCAAUCAUGCUGUCCCCAGAUUCCAAUUGUUUUAUACAUGCCCAAACAAGAAUGAAUUCAUAUACACCUUAAACACUCUAAAACAUUCAAACACACUUUAAACACUCUAAACCAUUCAAAAUUACUCCCACAGCAUGUAAAGGCAGACAUCCCAGUUUUGGCCUGGCUUGCAAUCUCCACUCUGAAUUCAUCCCAAAGGUGUUCUAUAGGGUUGAGGUGCAGGCCAGUCAAGUUCCUCCACACCAAACUCAAUCAUCCAUGUCUUUAUGGACCUUGCUUUGUGCACUGGAGUGCAGUCAUGUUGGAACAGGAAGGGGUCAUCCCCAAACUGUUCCCACAAAGUUAGGAGCAUGAAAUUGUCCAAAAUGUCUUGGUAUGCUGAAGCAUUAAGAGUUCCUUUCACUGGAACUAAGGGGCCGAGCCCAACCCCUGAAAAACAACACCUGAAUUCAAUGAUUUGGAGGGAUGUCCCAAAACUUUUGGCAAUAUAGUGUAUAUUGUCCUUGUUUAGUACAUAGGCUUAUUUAAAAAAAAAAAAAAAAAAAACCUAAAGCAUUCUGAAGUUAAACGAUAGAAAUGUAUUCUUGAAGAAAAAUAUUAAAAUUAUUGCGAGGAAACUUAAAUCUAUUUUUUUUUAUCUUUUUGUGUCCCUCUGCGCGCUCAGUACUGCGUAUUUUAGCGGUGAGUGAAGCGCAAAACGCAGAUGAAGUGAUGCUGGCCUGUAACGCACAGGUUCCCAGACAGUGUACUUUAUUCUGGUGCAUCCUCAAAAAUCUUCCCCUGUCAAGAACCAUGAAAAUAUACUAUUUAAAAAUUAGAUAUUGUAAUCUUAUAAAAAUCCUUUAUGUGACUUAUGUCAUUUCAGACGAAUCGGUUAAAUAAUUUGUUGUUUUAUUUCAUUUGCUGCGCCGCUACGAUUCCGGAAGCGUGACGUCACUGGGUGUCUAAGGUCCAAACGACUUCCCAUUGGAUAAGAAUUGCACUUAAUGAAGUGCAUAAGGCAUUGUUUCAUACCCAAGUACCAAGUGCACCUAGGUAGGGAGAAAGCAGCCGUUUAGGUUUCGUCCACUAUUGCUCAACAGCAAGUGAAUGUUAUUUGACUGACUAUUAAGCUACAUUAAAAAAAGAAGAAGAAAGAUUAAUGUUAAAAAUUACAACACUGUUGGAUCUAGUGCAGUGCCUUGAGCCAUGAGAGUGAAGGUUAUUUCCAUUUUGGAGGACAACUACAUGUACUUGGUUAUAGAUGAACAAAGUAAAGAAGCCAUUGCUGUAGAUCCUGCUGUGCCUCACCGGCUACUUGAGAUAGUAAACAGAGAAGGAGUGACACUCACAGCGGUGCUGACUACUCACCAUCAUUGGGACCAUGCACGGGGCAAUGAAGCUCUGCUGAAGGACCUCCCUGAAUUACAAGUGUAUGGAGGAGACGAGCGCAUCACAGGAUUGACCCACAAAGUUACUAACGGCCAGGAGCUUAAGUUCAACACUAUAAAUGUGAGGUGCCUCUUCACACCUUGCCAUACUUCUGGACACAUGUGCUACUUCCUGUGGGAAGACAACUGCCCUGAUUCCCCUGCGGUGUUCACUGGGGACACACUGUUUGUGGGUGGUUGUGGGAAAUUCUUUGAGGGAACAGCAGAGCAGAUGUACCACAACCUGACCGAGGUGCUGGGAACACUGCCUCAGGACACAGUCUUCUGUGGUCACGAAUACACAAUAAAAAACCUGAAGUUUGCGAUGCUGGUGGAACCAGAGAACGAGAGGGUGAAGGAGAAGCUCAGCUGGGCUCGGGCAAGAGACGACGAUGACAAGCCGACAGUACCGUCAACGUUACUGGAGGAAUUUGAAUACAAUCCGUUCCUCCGUCUCUCUGAGGAGAGCGUGCAGAAGUUCACAGGGAAGUCAGACCCUAUCGAGGUUCUGCAUGUGCUACGAAAAGAGAAGGACAACUUCAAGAAGCCCAAAGAGCGAUUUCCUCCGCAUGCAAUGCUCGCUCUGGAAUGGGGUCUGCUCGGACCAAAACUCACUUGAACAGAGCACUGGACUCUACUGCACUGCACACUGACCAUGCUGAGAGUGCCACUGUUUAUUGAUAAAGUAAUGCCAUUAUGAUGGAUCAUGAUUAUAUCUUUAACCUACUGCUUUGAUUGCUUGGUUUAUGAUUGAGUUUCUACAUCUUGUCACACUGAGAAGGCAUUUAUUUCAAUGAAAAGCACGAGAUCUGCUCGUUUAUACACAUUUGCACUAAUUACAUGAAUGAUACUGUAAAUAAUAAACAAAUAAUUAUAUAUAUAUAUAUAUAUAUAUACACACACACACACACACACACAUUGUUCAGCCAUAACAUGACCACUGAGAGGUGAAGUGAAUAACACUGAUUAUCUCCUCAUCAUGGCACCUGUUAGUGGGUGGGAUAUAUUAGGAAGCAUGUCCCCAAAGUUGAUGUGUUAGAGGCAGGAAAAAUGGGCAAGCGUAAGGAUUUGAGCGAGUUUAACAUAGGGCCAAAUUGUGAUGGCUAGACGACUGGAUCAGAGCAUCUCCAAAACUGCAGCUCUUGUGGGGUGUUCCCGGUCUGCAGUGGUCAGUAUCUAUCAAAAGUGGUCCAAGGCAGGAACAGUGGUGAACCGGUGACAGGGUCAUAGAUGGCCAAGGCUCAUUGAUGCACGUGAGGAGUGAAGGCUGGCCCAUGUGAUCCGAUCCAACAGAUGAGCCACUGCUGCUCAAAUUGCUGAAGAAGUUAAUGCUGGUCCUGAUCGAAAGGUGUCAGAAUACACAGUGCAUGACAGGUCAGGGCUGUUUUGGCAGCAAAAGGGGAACCAACACAAUAUUCGACAGGUGGUCAUAAUGUUAUGCUUGAUCGGGGUAUGUAUGAAUAUAAAAGGCAUGUUCAUUUUUUUUUGUUCACAUUUGUCGCUUAACUACAAAGGAAUGAUUACUCUAUGGAUUUAAUAU
Molecule: messenger RNA, 4035 nt
Organism: Hemibagrus wyckioides
Lineage: Eukaryota; Metazoa; Chordata; Actinopteri; Siluriformes; Bagridae
Gene: hagh
Product: hydroxyacylglutathione hydrolase
Exons: 8
Coding region: 2275-3114 (279 amino acids)
Molecular function (GO): hydroxyacylglutathione hydrolase activity
Source: RefSeq, a predicted model, not a curated record